Molecule: messenger RNA, 1461 nt
Organism: Diabrotica balteata
Lineage: Eukaryota; Metazoa; Arthropoda; Insecta; Coleoptera; Chrysomelidae
Source: the annotation of a GenBank genome assembly
AUGAACGAAAGACGAUUUUUAAUUUUCAGUUUAUCAUUUAUAUUCUUCUUCAACCCAGUUACAAAUGCAUACAAUGUUUUAUUUGUAUUUCCUAUGCCAUCCAAAAGUCACUUUAGUUUAGGCAACACCCUGGCUAAACAAAUGGUUGCGGCCGGACAUGAUAUUACGAUGGUAGCCUUUUUUGAAGAAAAAAAUCCACCAUUAGGAGGAACUUACACGAAUGUGCUUUUGAAUGAUGUAGUAGUCAGAAAGAAAGAUUUUAACUUUUUCGAUUUACAAUAUGUUCUCCCAGAAGUUGCAAUAUAUUCUGGAUACCAAUCUGGGCAUAAGCUAUCCAAAGCUGUAUUGGAACAUAAAAAAAUUAAGAAACUGUUAGACUCCAAUCAAAAGUUCGACGCAGUUAUUAUGGAACAAUUUUGCAACGAUGCAUUGAAAGUGUUAGGUUGGUACUUCGAUGCACCUGUGAUUCUUAUUAGUACAAUUGGUGCAAAUUUUUGGGUGAAUCCUUUGGUGGGCAAUCCUAAUCCGAUAUCUUACAUACCAGAUUUACAUCUUGAUUUUACGGAAAAUAUGACGUUUUUACAAAGAUUUAGAAAUAUGUUAACAACUUUAACCCAUAUCAUAACUCAACAAUUAUCUUAUUAUCCUGCACAACAAGAAAUACUAAGACAAAAUUUCCCUGGGAGUCCAAGUAUAGAAGAAUUAAUUGCAAACGUGUCCCUUGUUUUGCUAAAUGGCCACGAGAGUAUAAACCAACCAGUACCGCUGGUACCAAAUAUGAUAAAUGUUGGUGGUAUGCAUAUUAUGGCUGGUACAGAAUUACCGAAGGAUUUGAAAGUUAUCAUGGACAAUGCCAAAGAAGGCAUUGUCUAUUUCAGUUUGGGCUCUCAUGUAGAUCCCGCUAAAAUGAAGAAAGAGCAAACUGCAGCAAUAUUUAAUGCUUUAGGAAAACUCCCGCACAAGGUAACUCAUCCAAAUGUAAAGCUAUUUAUCACUCAUGGAGGUUUACUAAGCAAUUUGGAAGCAAUCCACUACGGUGUUCCAGUAUUAACUCUGCCCAUAUUUGGUGAUCAAAGAAUGAACGCAGCGAAGGCUAACGCAGGAGGCUUCGGAGUAUCGGUAACUUUCUCCACGAUGACCGAAGAAGUUUUAAGUAAAGCCUUGAAUGAAAUAUUAACUAAUAAAAAGUAUACAGAAAAUGCCAAAUUGAGGUCAUCACUAAUGCAUGACAGAAUUUCCAAACCAAUGGAUACAGCUAUCUACUGGGUAGAGUAUGUAAUACGAAAUAAAGGAGCUCCUCACUUAAGGGUAGCUGCUGUUAGUAUGCCAUUCUACAAGUAUUUUUUGCUGGAUAUUAUUGCUGUUAUAUUAUUAAGUUUAAUUACUAUAAUUACACUUGUAUAUAUUACUUGUAAAAAGUUUGGUUCUUCUAAGACAAACAAAAAUACUAAAACUGAAUAA